AUGACCACAACAAAUCCUAACAGUUCCAAUACUUUGCAACAAAAAAAAGAUGACGACAAAUCUUUAAUAAAAACCGUUAUUAGCAGACAGCAUUUUGAGGAACUCUUAAAAUCUUUUAAAGAUAAAUAUAUUAUUGUAGAAUUUUAUGCUGUCUGGUGUGGUGCCUGUAAAAUGUUGGCCUUACAAUUUCAAAAUUUUGCCGAAAAAUAUCAAGAUAAACUAGAGGUUUUAAAAAUCGAUGUUGAUGACUUGGAAGAGUUGGCCAUUGAGUAUGAAGUCAAUCAAAUGCCUUCGUAUAUGAUCAUGAAAAAUGGUCAAAAAUUGGAACAAUAUUUUGGCAGCAAACCAGAACAGUUGGAGGCUAUGGUGGAAAAAUAUUUGGCAAAGUAA
This is a messenger RNA of Calliphora vicina (urban bluebottle blowfly), 390 nucleotides long. RefSeq lists its product as uncharacterized. The coding region runs from base 1 to 390 and encodes 129 amino acids. The record is from RefSeq and is a predicted model, not a curated record. NCBI's taxonomy places the organism in Eukaryota, Metazoa, Arthropoda, Insecta, Diptera, Calliphoridae. The transcript has a single exon.